GUCGGGUUGUAGCAUAUCGCAGUGUAGCACAUUGUAUCGUUUCGCGUCGCCGUGAGUGUGUGUCAAACAGGGCAGAGCAGAGAGAAAGGCAUAUAGAUAGAAGAAGGUGCAGAAGUGUGAAGAGUGAUGAAAUCAACAAAACGACAGACCAGCACGGCAGAAUGUUGUUGAGAUGUGCACCAUUUGCAAGAACAAUGUUCACACCCGUAGGCUAGAGUUUGUAAUCGUGUAAUUAGUAGUGAAAUCAAAGGACGGAAACACCCUGCUGGAAGUGUAAUGGAAGGCACGAGUUGAUGUGAAGUGAAUCUAAGUGAAUGAGAAGAAUUGGCUCGGGUCCGAAGUGAGUGAAGCCAGUGAAGGGACCCUGGAGAAGAAGACAGAAAAGUUGAAAUCAAAGGCAGACCCUGUGGUUGGAUAUUGGUUGCAUUCAGAUCAAAGUGUGCCUUUGCAAAAUGUUGCCCCUGUAGAGGGAGCCUGGCUCGACAUGGCCAGACAUGGUACACUGUGUUUUGGUGUAGUGAAUGAAAGUACCCUUAGCAAGGGGCCAUCCUCCGAGGGGCACCCCAUCGGAGUGAAGUGAAUAUUGCGGAGGCAGUGUAGAGAAGAGAUAGUUUAAGAAGCAGCACAAGCAGAAAAGCAAAUUUUGAUUGAUACAUUCACGGCCGAUGAUGCACUGGAGUUGUGUCGGAAAUUUUCCUGCUACUGCCGUUGGCCCCGCUAAUUCGUCCAAUUCGCAUACUAGACUCGAUAAGAAUUCAUAGCAAUGGAGCGAAUCCAGUGGUGCGGUAUCAUCCUUAUCAUCCUCAUUAAAAUUCUGUGCGCGCAGCCACUGGCGAACAGCAACUUCCCUCUGAAGGGAGCAAACGGCACAGAAAACCUUAGCAGCCGACUAGUUAGUCAAAUAGUUUUUAAUUCUACCUUGAAUCAUCUGGCGUUGGACAAGACCUCUGGCAUGGUCUAUGUCGGCGCCGUCAACAAGCUGUAUCAGAUUUCCAGCGAUCUGAACAUCAUCGCGGCCGUAACGACGGGCCCGCACAAUGACUCGAACGAGUGCUCGAUCCUCGAGUGUCCCACCGAUAUCGUCCGCCGGCCGACGGACAAUUGGAACAAGGUGCUCCUGAUUGACCACUCGGCCAGCAACCUGAUCGUGUGCGGAUCGCUCUUUCAGGGCAUCUGCCACAUCAGGUCGCUGCAGAACGUGAGCAUCGUCGAGCACGAGGUGCAGGAAGCGGUCGUAGCCAAUGUCGCCAACGCCAGUACGGUGGCAUUCAUCGCUCCGGGACCGCCGAUCCCCUCGGAGACCAAUGUCCUCUACGUGGGCGUUACCUUCACGGGGAAUUCUCCGUACCGGAGUGAAAUCCCUGCUGUGGCUUCCCGGAGUCUAGCGCAGGAUAAGCUCUUCCAAAUUGCAUCGUCCGCCGUGACAACCGGGACGCGGAUAUUUGUCAAUUCGUACGCCAGGGAGUCCUUCCUGAUCAACUACGUGUACGGGUUCAGUUCGGAACGGUUCUCCUACUUCUUGACGACGCAACACAAAAGCGCCGGCCACAACACACCAAAAGAAACCAUCACCAAGCUGGUGAGGAUCUGCCAGGACGACUCGAACUACUACUCGUACACGGAGAUCCCCGUCGAUUGCAUCAGCGAAAGUACCAAGUUCAACAUCAUUAACGCGGCGUACGUGGGGAAACCUGGCCCGGAUCUGGCGGAGAACCUCGGAAUCACAACCGACGACGAUGUUCUCUUUGCCGUAUUCUCCGAUAGCAACGACUCGAAAAAUACCAACAAGUCCGCCCUGUGCGUCUACUCGUUGAAGGCCAUCCGUCGGAAGUUCAUGCAGAACAUCAAGUCCUGCUUCAACGGGAUCGGCCAACGGGGGUUGGACUACAUCUCGAUCAACAUGCCUUGCGUUCCGACCAAGCUGCAAACCAUAAGCGAAGAUUUCUGUGGUCUCGACGUCAACUCUCCGCUCGGGGGAGAACAAGCGAUCGCCUCCAUUCCAGUCCUGCUGUCGGAGUUGAAGAUGACUUCGAUAGCCGUGACUACGACCUCCAAUUUCACCGUCGUCUUCAUCGGGACGCGCAACGGCCAGCUCAAGAAGGUUGUCGUCGAAUCGUCCGGCUCGGCCCAACAGUACGCCCUGAUGAACGUGGACGUCGGCUCCAUGAUCCAACCGGAUAUGUAUCUGGACACUGUAAAAUAUGAUCUGUACUUGAUGUCAAAGCAUAAGCUAUUUAAGAUUAAGGUUUAUGACUGUUCGGUGUAUACCACGUGUGUUGCAUGUCUAUCAGCGAAAGAUCCCUUCUGCGGAUGGUGUUCCCUAGAGAAUAAGUGUAGUCCGAAGAGUGAGUGUCAAGAUAAUUUUAAGGAUCCCCUGUCGUGGCUUAGCUACAAAUCCGGCAAGUGCACAACCAUCACCAGCGUCAGUCCGAGCCAGCUGCAGCGGACCACGGCCCGGACGCUGGAGCUGAUGAUCGAGAACUUGCCCAAUUUGAAGGAGGCGCUCGUGUGCGCGUUCACCUUUGCCAACAUGGAAAAGCCCAUCAUAACCAAUGCAACGAAGAAGCGGAACGGCGUCAACUGUACCACGCCCCGGACUGACCUACUGCCGCAGAUUGGCUACGGAAAGAAUCACUUCAACGCGCAGCUCUCGAUCAAAACCGCCCAGGGCCCGGACAUCGUGUCGACCAAGUUCACCUUCUUCGACUGCAGCACCCAUCUGUCCUGCACGCAGUGCGUCUCGUCGCAGUUCCCGUGCGACUGGUGCGUGGAAGCCCACCGCUGUACGCACGAUACGGCCGAGAACUGCCGCAACGACAUCCUGGUGACGGGCAUCAGCCGCAUCGGGCCCAGCUACCGGUCCGGUCCCACCUUCUGUCCGACGAUCAACGUUACCAGCGAUGGGCCGGAAAUUCUCGUCCCGGCCGGGUCGAAGAAGCAGGUCAAGGUCAAAGUUCAUAUCAUCGGUCAAUUCAUCGUGCAGACGCGGUUCGUGUGUCAAUUCAACGUCGAGGGUCGGGUUACCAGCGUCAACGCGCAACUGCUCGGCGAUACCAUCUACUGUGAUCCCAUGGAGUUUUCGUACACGGCCAAGGCGUCGAAACUGACGGCCACGUUCGCCGUCAUUUGGGGCGGUUCCAAGCCGCUAGACAAUCCUAACAAUAUUCAUGUCGUAAUUUAUCGCUGUAGAGAUAUGUCCGAUAGCUGUGGUGUUUGUUUGGCAUUAGAUGAAAAGUAUAAGUGUGGUUGGUGUUCGUCGUCUAAUACGUGUGAGGUAGAGGAUCAGUGUGGCAUUUCGGGCAAGGUGGAAGGCCAGGAGAAGAAGGACUGGUUGAACAACCAGCAGACGUGUCCGAAUCCGGAGAUUCAUUCGUUCGACCCGAAGACGGGACCGUGGGAGGGCGGCACGAACAUCACCAUUCGGGGCAUCAAUCUGGGCAAGAAGUUCGAGGACGUGUAUGGGGGGAUCAAGAUUGCCGGGAUCGACUGUAUGCCGUUCCGGGAGCUGUAUGUGCAGACGAAGGAGAUCGUCUGCAAGGUGGAUGGACCGGGCGUGAAGAGUCACCGCUCGGGGCGCGUGGUGGUGCAGAUUUCAGAUUUCAGGGGUGAAUCAACGUAUGAUUUCGUGUUUGUCGAUCCGGAGAUUACGGACUUUGGGCCGAAGUUUGGACCGAUUGCGGGCGGAACGAUCAUUAAGAUCGUGGGGAAGGAUUUGAACACUGGAAGCCGGGUGAAUGCGUUCCUCGAUCAGCAUGCGUGUGAGAUUUUGAGUACUGACGAGACCGAAGCCACAUGCCGGACGACGGAUGUCUCGAACCAGAUGCAGGCAAAACUGCGCAUGGAGUUCGAUAAUGGAGGACGGGAGUUCAACGGUGAUCUGUUCGAGUACGUUGCGAACCCGUCGAUCGACUACGUGACUUCCGGAGAUCCAGGUCAAACGAGAGUGGCCAGAGGAAUCCCGUCCGGUGGCAUCAAGAUCUACGUGAUGGGCCAGAACUUCUUCUCGAUCGAGAAACCGAAGAUCUACGUAUAUUACCGGAAUCAGAUCUUCCUGAAUGAAUGCAAGUCCGUCUCGAACAAGGAAAUGCACUGCUCUUCUCCGGAGAUCGAUCUCCAGAAGGACGACGCGUUCCACUCGGACGAACCCCUGCAGCUGGAGUAUGGAUUCAUCAUGGAUGAAGUCAAGACGGUGCAGAACCUGUCAUCCAAGAUGGGUAGUCGAUUCGAGCUGUACCCCAAUCCGGUGUACUCCAAGUUCGAGGAGAAUCUGAAGCACUUCAACAGUGAGUACUUGACGAUCAACGGACGGAACCUGGACCGAGCGUGCAAGGAGAGUGACGUAGUGGUCAAGAUCGGUGAUAAUGGCAUUUGUAAUAUUACCUCAUUGUCGCGACAUCAGCUGACUUGCCGGCCGCCGAUGAAUCAGGAGAACAAGAAGGUCAACGUGAAGGUCAUCAUCGGCGGCUCUCUGACGUACGACGUAGGCUAUAUGAGUUAUUCCUCAGUUAGCAUACUGCCAAGCAUCAACAACAAAAUUGUGACGUUGAUCGUUGCGAUCUGUUCGGUGAUCUUCUUCCUGAUCUUCAUCGCACUGGUGAUCGCGUACAGGAAGAAGACGAGCGAGAAUAAUCGGGUGCUGAAGAACAUGCAGGAGCAGAUGGACAUACUGGAGCUGCGGGUGGCAGCCGAGUGUAAGGAAGCAUUCGCCGAACUGCAGACGGAGAUGACGGAUCUUGGAGGGGACAUCACUUCCGGGGGUAUUCCGUAUCUGGAUUACAGGACGUAUGCGAUGAAGAUCCUGUUCCCGAACCACGAUGACCAUGUGGUUCUGCAGUGGGAGAAACCGGAAUUGCUUCGGAAGGAGAAGGGAUUGAGGCUAUUCGGGCAGCUGGUUAUGAAUAAGACUUUCCUGCUGUUGUUUAUCCGGACACUGGAGAGCAAUCGGUACUUCUCGAUGCGGGAGCGAGUCAACGUGGCUUCACUGAUCAUGGUCACACUGCAGAGUAAGCUGGAAUACUGUACGGAUAUUUUGAAGACACUGCUCGCUGAACUGAUCGAGAAGUGCAUCGACGGCAAGAGUCAUCCGAAGCUGCUGCUGCGGAGAACGGAAUCCGUUGCGGAGAAGAUGCUAUCGGCGUGGUUUACAUUCCUGUUGUACAAGUUUUUGAAGGAGUGCGCUGGUGAACCGUUGUACAUGCUGUUCCGGGCAGUGAAAGGUCAAAUCGAUAAGGGUCCAGUGGAUUCGAUCACCCACGAAGCGAGGUAUUCACUGAGUGAGGAAAAGUUGAUCCGGCAGAUGAUCGAGUUCAAGGUUUUGACGGUGUACGCUAGCAUAACGCAACCCCCAAUUUUGUGCAAUAAUAUCGAAAUGAUUCCGACCAAUACGGAGAACAUUCCGGUGAAGGUGUUGGACUGCGACAGUGUCGGCCAGGUGAAGGAGAAGUGCUUGGAUACGAUUUACAAGGCGAUUCCGUGGAGCCAACGGCCGCGGAAGGAAGAUCUGGACCUCGAAUGGCGCACCGGAAGCUCCGGCCGUGUGAUCCUCUACGACGAGGACUCUACCUCCAAGACUGAUGGCGAGUGGAAGAAGCUCAACACAUUGCAUCACUACCGCGUAAACGACGGCGCCUGUCUGAGCCUGGUGCCGAAGGAAAGCUCCAUCUACAACAUCACCCUGAUAGGGGGCGACAAAUACUCGGAGAAAAUCCACAAAUACGAAACACUAAACAUAUCGAAGUACGUGUCCCCGUCGCCGCCGUUCAGCCGGGCCGGCAGCCCCAUGAAUGUGGACAUGCAGGAGAACAGCAUCAAGUACUGGCACCUGGUCAAGCACCACGACAGCGACGGCUCGAAGGAGGGCGAACGGGUCAACAAGAUGGUCUCGGAGAUCUACCUGACCCGGUUGCUGGCCACCAAGGGCACCCUUCAAAAGUUCGUCGACGAUCUGUUCGAGACGAUCUUCAGCACCGCACAUCGAGGUUCCGCACUACCACUAGCAAUAAAGUACAUGUUCGAUUUCCUAGAUGAUCAGGCUCUCUUGCACGGCAUCACCGAUCCGGAGGUGGUGCACACCUGGAAGAGCAAUAGCUUACCGUUGCGAUUCUGGGUGAAUCUCAUCAAAAAUCCUAACUUUGUGUUUGACAUUCAUAAGUCAAACAUAGUGGAUUCUUGCCUAUCGGUUGUGGCUCAAACCUUCAUGGACUCAUGUUCAACCUCUGAUCAUAGGCUAGGGAAAGACUCACCUAGUUCUAAGCUUUUAUACGCUAAGGAUAUUCCAUCGUACCGCGAGUGGGUGGAGCGGUAUUACAGCGACAUUCGGGAGAUGGCUGCCAUAUCGGAUCAGGAUAUGAACGCGAUGCUCGCCGAAGAGUCGAGGCUCCACACGACCGAAUUCAACACAAACUGCGCCCUGCACGAGCUCUACCAGUACGCGGUCAAAUACAACGAGCAACUGACGGUCACGCUGGAGGAGGACGAAUUCUCCCAGAAGCAGCGACUUGCCUACAAGCUAGAACAGGUGCACUGUAUCAUGUCGGCUGAGUAAGCGGCAAGCAAACGGGAGUAAAAUACCGAGAGAGUAAAAUCUGUGUAUGUAAUUUGCUAGGCUAGGUUCGCUAAGGCAAAGCAAAAAAAAAGUAUCGAUGAAAUACAAUGUGAAACUGUAAGCUAAACAAAAAAAAAGUAACAAACAUUAUUAAGUGGAAAAGAGUGUGAAAUUUAUUGUCGAAUGCAAAACCCAAGCAAAACAAAACAUAAGCAUACAACACUGUCAUAUAUCUAUUUUUAACAGUCGCUUUAAUUGAACGAAUGAUUGGAUUCCUCGGAGCAAACUUAGGCAAACAAAUGAAAUUUAAAAAAAAAAUCAGCCAGAAAACAAUUUACUGUGAAACGCAUCAUGCAAACAAAAAAUCGGAAACAGAAAACAGCAAACUUUUUACACAACAAACAACAACAACAACAACAAAGAAAGGAACAACAUCAACAUCAACAAAGAAUAAGAGAACCGCGAAUAAAAAACAAACGUGGACAAAUUCUUAUAAUAAUUAAAAAUAUCUCAUAUAGCUCAAAACAAGAAAAGUCUAAAUGUAAUAAAAAUGAAAAAAAUUGUGUAAUUGAUGUGUUAUAAGUUAUUACUAAAAUAUAAGCUGAUGAUUUUAUUAGUAAAACUACAGAAAGCA
Molecule: messenger RNA, 7178 nt
Organism: Ochlerotatus camptorhynchus
Lineage: Eukaryota; Metazoa; Arthropoda; Insecta; Diptera; Culicidae
Gene: PlexA
Product: plexin A
Exons: 12
Coding region: 764-6544 (1926 amino acids)
Biological process (GO): regulation of GTPase activity; negative regulation of cell adhesion; regulation of cell migration
Cellular component (GO): semaphorin receptor complex; plasma membrane
Molecular function (GO): semaphorin receptor activity; protein binding
Source: RefSeq, a predicted model, not a curated record